Molecule: messenger RNA, 2655 nt
Organism: Carcharodon carcharias (great white shark)
Lineage: Eukaryota; Metazoa; Chordata; Chondrichthyes; Lamniformes; Lamnidae
Gene: rab40c
Product: RAB40c, member RAS oncogene family
Exons: 6
Coding region: 361-1224 (287 amino acids)
Biological process (GO): intracellular signal transduction; protein localization to plasma membrane
Cellular component (GO): plasma membrane; synaptic vesicle; endosome
Molecular function (GO): GTPase activity; GTP binding
Source: RefSeq, a predicted model, not a curated record
GUGCCGAAUGAGCUGUUGUCUGUCAGCGCUCGAGAGCUAGCGUCCAUUAGAAGGGCAAGUGGCGCCAAGCUGCGAAUAAGAACUGGGCAGGAAGGAAUUUCAUAUUUAUAUACCUAUAUCUAUCUAUAUUCCUAUAGAAAAGGAUUUGCCUCAGACUGGAGUUACCACUGCUCUUUUCGACUGCGCCUCCUCGGCGCUAACGGCAAUGCCAGGCGCAUGCGCGGGGACGGGCUCUGGGCUGACUGCGCAGGCGCAUUGAAGCCCGAGUCAGCUCUUUCCCCCUCCCCCCUCCGGAGUCUCCAUUCGGCAAGCGGCCCGGUGACCGUGAGAUGAAUCACAAAACCGGGCCUCUCACGGAGGAUGAUGACGACGGCGGCGGCGACGACCAGCCAGGGAAGCCCAGUGAAAACCUACGAUUACCUGCUGAAGUUCCUGCUGGUGGGGGACAGCGACGUGGGCAAGGGAGAGAUCCUGGAGAGUUUGCAGGAUGGAGCCAGCGAGUCCCCAUACGCCUACAGCAAUGGAAUUGACUAUAAGACCACUACAAUCCUGCUGGAUGGCAGGCGUGUAAAGCUAGAGCUCUGGGACACUUCGGGUCAGGGGAGGUUCUGCACGAUCUUUAGGUCCUAUUCCAGGGGUGCACAGGGUAUACUCUUAGUUUAUGACAUCACUAAUAGAUGGUCCUUUGAUGGGAUUGAUCGUUGGAUCAAGGAAAUUGAUGAGCAUGCUCCUGGUGUGCCAAGAAUCCUGGUUGGUAACAGGUUACAUCUUGCCUUCAAGCGGCAGGUUCCCACUGAACAGGCACGUGCUUAUGCUGAGAAAAAUGGGAUGACAUUCUUUGAAGUCAGCCCACUCUGCAACUUCAAUGUGACUGAGUCCUUCACAGAACUGUCUCGGAUUGUGCUGAUGAGACAUGGCAUGGAAAGGUUCUGGAAACCAAACCGAGUUUUCACACUGCAAGACCUUUGUUGCCGAGCCAUUGUUUCCUGCACACCUGUUCACCUUAUUGACAAACUACCACUACCUGUUGCCAUAAAAAGCCACCUCAAGUCUUUUUCCAUGGCCAAUGGAAUGAAUGCUGUCAUGAUGCAUGGGCGUUCGUACUCUCUGGCCUCAAGCAGCAGUGGAAGUAAAGGGAACAGCUUGAAGAGGUCAACUAAACCCCCCCGACCGCCACAGAGUCCACCUCAGAGCUGCACACGCACUAACUGCAAAAUCUCUUAGCAAAAAGGUUUUGUUUCAAGCUGUCCUGUUUGGCAGGAACUUUGCCAGCUGGUCAAGCUUGGAACCUGAACUCCCAUGAAACAGUUCUUGCAGCUUCCUGCUGGACCAAAUGAAGAUGUACUCCGCAUUUUUCAAAGGAACACCUCUCUUUUUGAUCAAUGAGUAAACACGCUAGUUGAAACAGACACUCAUUACAUUUUGUUUUGACAAUUUGCACUGAAAUUUCAAACUAGAGUGUUUUAAAGAGGCUUGCAGGUGCCACUGUUAAUAAAGGGACAAGCAAUUUUAAGGAAGGUGGUACUGGCAUGUUUACACGGCUUUGAUCGGAACAUAAAUCUUUACCUUUGUCCUCAUGACUAAUAUAUUAUUGCUAUGUGGUGAAAAGAAGAAUCUCUGGGAAUUUAACCAGUACAAAUGCAAAGAAUGCUCUUGCUACUAUAAUUCUUACUAGCGUCACUAAAAUCCGUGCCUUUUAAUAUUAUAGACUAUAUCUAGCCUGCAAUGGCCUGCAUGUGGCCUUUCAUACCUUAACCAUGCCUUGCAUCUUUAUCUUCUAUAGACCAGGACAACUCUUAAGAUCAAAGGUUGACUGACAAGGUCAUAUGUUUUCCACAAUUCUUAAUACAAAGAUUAAUAAUAUGUAUUACUAUUUAAUUUAUAUGCUAUAGACUACUUGUAAUAUUUUUCCCUGUUGUAAUGUAUGAUGCCAUCAUUGAUUUAGUCGUUGUUUAACUGUCUUCCACAUUAGCAAAAGUUGUGGUAAUCUCACUUCAAGUGAUGGAAAUUUAAUCUCCACCUCCAACUUCUCGACAAAUCAGGUAUGAUGUCAUUAUUUUUGGCAACCUCAAGUAAUUUCAAGACAUCAUAUAUAAAUCAACUGAACAAAAACUUUUCGGUUGAUCUUUUCAUGUCUUUUCAGGUCGUUAGAGCAAAAGGGUUUCUGGCAAUGAUUUUAGCGUUUGUAGUAUGCCAGAAGCACCCUGCCACCACUUCUUCUCUCACCCCUUUUCUCCUUUCUAACAAAGGAAAAGAAAUAGAACUGUCUCCCUCUUUUGUAAGUGAUAACUGUGUUUCUCCUCUUUCUAUAAAAAAAUCUUUGCAUCUUUGGCCAAUAAUUGUAACAGCUUUCUAUUAUGAUGACACUUGUGAAAGGUAAACUGACUAAAUGGAGAGAAUGCAUAGGAGAGACCUACUGUAACACUGAGGAUAGGCCACCUUCUGCACCUGAACUGGAUAAUAUUUGCAGUAUCACCUAGUCUUUUUGAGAAAAAAGGGAACAAUUGAAGUAAAAUGUUCAAUUAUGUAAAACACUAUUUCGCAUUUAUUAUAGCUGCUGUGACACUUGAGAAUGAUUUUUAAGUGUUUUAUUGGCAUUUUUUCUUUGUACAGUUUCAAUGUUCAACUGUGAAAUACAUUUUUUUUUCAAAAUAA